Molecule: messenger RNA, 1376 nt
Organism: Cylas formicarius (sweet potato weevil)
Lineage: Eukaryota; Metazoa; Arthropoda; Insecta; Coleoptera; Brentidae
Product: formylglycine-generating enzyme
Exons: 4
Coding region: 58-1062 (334 amino acids)
Cellular component (GO): endoplasmic reticulum
Source: RefSeq, a predicted model, not a curated record
AUUUAAUUUUUAACCUACAAAAGCGUCGAUGGAAAAAAAUGUUAUUGAACGAAUCACAUGAUUGACGGUGAGAUGUACUUAGCGAAACCUAUUUUUUUCUUGAACGUACUUAAUUCGUUAUUCGCUGGUUGUCUAUUCGACUGCGGGUGCGACUUGAAUCGAGGGGGGCGGUGCAAUGUUUUGACCAACGAAAUCCGGGCCUCGCAAAAAUAUUCGGCAGAGUUGAACGCGAAACAGGCGUUCGACACCGCCAACAUGGUACUGAUCGAAAAAGGGACGUUCGAAAUGGGCACCCACAAGCCCGUCUUCGUCGACGAUUUCGAGGGGCCGGUGCGAAAUGUUUCAGUAGAAAGUUUCUUCCUGGAUAAGUACGAAGUGUCGAACCAAAACUUUUACGAUUUCGUAAAAGCGACUGGCUACGAAACGGAGGCCGAGAUGUUCGGCGACAGUUUCAUCUUGGAGAUGUCGUUGCCCGAGGAAAGCAGAUCGGGGUAUCAGGAUGUCAGAGCGGCGCAGGCCCCGUGGUGGAUUAAAAUGAAAGACGUCAGCUGGAAGCAUCCGGAAGGACCCAGAACGACCAUUGAAGACAGGAUGAAUCAUCCGGUGGUGCACGUUUCUUGGAACGACGCGGUUUCCUUCUGCAAAUAUUUGGGCAAACGGUUACCGACUGAGGCCGAAUGGGAAAUGGCUUGCCGGGGCGGUCUGCGCCAAAAACUGUACCCUUGGGGUAACAAACUCAAUCCUAAGGGCAAACAUUGGGCCAAUAUUUGGCAGGGAGAGUUUCCCCAUGAAAACACUGGAGAGGACGGGUAUAAGUUUACUUGUCCCGUUGACGAGUUUUCGCCCAAUAAUUUCGGCCUUUACAAUAUGGCAGGUAACGUGUGGGAGUGGACGCAAGACGACUGGCAGGCCGAUCCGAGUUCCAAAGUGAAAAAAGGGGGGUCGUUUAUGUGCCACCAGGCGUUCUGUUGGAGGUACCGCUGCGCCGCCAGGUCUUUCAACACGAAAGACAGUUCGUCCGCGAAUUUGGGGUUCCGAUGCGCUGGUAACGCGGCCCAGUAAAAAAUAAUUCACGUUUUUAAGCACCAGUCAAAUAUAUUCUGUUUAUUCUUCAUUUUACACCACGUUGGGUAACUUCACCGGGGCCGCCCGCCAAUUGCUGUCAGAAUCUUAAAUAGUUCCGGUUAUUAUUUUUGUGUGGUCUAUGACUGGAAACAUCCGUUACCAACUCAAAACUUGCACUUACCCGUUGUUAUUGUUAAUAAGUACUUAAAAAUCAAAUGAAAAUCCUGCCAAACGUCUUCCACGAAAUUUUCGGACAAUAACUAAUGUUGCGUACUAUUAAAUUGUAUAAAUUUGUUCAAUAAAAUCUGGUU